AUGAAUAUGAAAUUAUCUAACACUUCUCCUUUGUUUGUUGCUCUCCUCUUUGUAUCUCAGGAACAAAGUUCUACUCUUUCACCUGGGUCUCCUGGCUACUGUCAUGAUGGGGAUUUCAUUACUGGGGGACUCCUUUCCCUAAGAGUGACUGAUGGUGACAUGAGAAGCAAAUUUGGAUUUCAAAAUACAUUUUAUAUGCAACCUUAUGUACACGUGGAACUUACUAAGCAUUAUCAGCAGCUGCUGGCCAUGAUUUUUGCUGUAGAAAAGGUCAAUAACAACUUGAAUAUGCAAUUCAAUAUGUCCCUAGGAUUUUACUUCUUCAAUGUUGACUACAUUGAGAUGAGGGCCCCGGAGAGUUUGUCUUUGCUUUCAGGAGAGAGUCCUCCAGUUCCUAAUUACAACUGUAGGUCUGAGAAGAGAGACAAGCUGGUGGCUGUGAUGGGAGGCAUUUCAACAGGAAUAUCAACUCAGAUUUCCUGAGUAUUAAGUCUCUACAAUAUUCCACAGAUCAGCUAUGGCCCAUUUGAUCCAAGCCUCAGAGACAAUGUCCAGCUCCAGUUUAUUUAUCAAUUUUCUACAAAAACUGCAGCUCUGUGUCAGGGCCUCAUUCAAAUAAUGCAGCAUUUCAGUUGUGUCUGGGUUGGCCCUGUGGUUCCAGAUGACAUCAGGGGAGAAAUAUUUCUCAGGGAGACUACACAAGAGAUAAACAACAAUGGACUCUAUAUCGCAUUUGCAGAAAGGAUUCCAGAGUUUCCUGCUAAGGAUACAGUUAACGGGCAACUCAUUAUUGAAAGAUUCUCACAUACUAAGGUCAGUGUUGCAUUUGGUGACACAUACUCUCUUCUGAGAUUUGUAUAUAACAUCUAUUGCAAUAUUCCAUUUGGAAAUGUCUGGGUCACAACUUCUGAUUGGAAUAUAACUACACUGCCCUUUGAACGAAAUCUAAGUUGCACAUACUUUGGUGGAGGAUUAUGUUUUUCUUUCCACAAGGAAGAGAUUCCUGGCUUUAAAGAUUUUCUUAGAACUGUUCAGCCUGCAAAAUAUCCUCAUGAUGUCUUUAUCCAGUAUGUGUCGUCUACGCUAGUUGAAAGUCCAUAUUUGGAUCAACAUGGAAUCAAGACAUUGAGUCAAUGUGAAGAAAAUGGUACCCUGGACAUUCGGCCUCUGAAUGUUUGGGACAUGAACACUUCAUCCCAGAGUUACCAUGUUUAUGCUGCUGUGUAUGUCACUGUACCCGCUCUUCACAAAGAACUCUCACUCAGAGUGGAAGGAGAAUCACUUGACAAAGGUGCAGAGGCAGCUCCUCAUCCAUGGCAGCUUCAUCCAUUUUUGCAAAAAUCCCAACUUGAAAGAAGUGGUGGUAAACAGAACAUUGCCAAUGAGAGAAUUGCAACGAUGAAGCUUGACAUUUUUAAAUAUCAGUCUUUGCUGAAUGGUACUAAAGCUCAAGUGAAAGUUGGAGAGUUCAUCUUUGAGUCUCACAGGACUCUGCACUUUUCCUUAAAUGAUAAACUGAUAAUGUGGGGUGAACACAAUAACAAGACUCCCUCUGCUGUUUGCACACUUGGAUUCAGAAAAACUGCUCUGAAAGGAAAAUCAUUCUGUUGUGUGUCAUACUUGUUCAUUAGUUCUACGAUUCUUCUGGUUGAGCUUUUUGGGUCUUCUCUUACAGAUCAUAUCAUCUGUGAAUAA
Messenger RNA from Heterocephalus glaber (naked mole-rat), 1695 nucleotides. Lineage: Eukaryota; Metazoa; Chordata; Mammalia; Rodentia; Bathyergidae. The record is from RefSeq and is a predicted model, not a curated record.